AGCUAAAUUCUCUUUUUUUCUUCUCUUCCUUCCUUCCUUGCCAAGUCAAUCAAUAUGAACUUUUUUUCGAGCUCUGAAAAAAGAAAAUCGCACCAAGACGAUGCAGGAUCAGAUAGUGGAUCCAUUGUACAAAUAGAAGGAACAAACUUUAAUCGAAACGAUAUUCUGAUUUGCGCUACCAAUGGAAAAAUAUAUGCUCUUCAUAAACGUGAUGGAAGUCGCCUAUGGCGUGCCAAAUUCCCUACAAGCGCUUAUGGCAAUAUUGUCUCUGUAUUUGUCACAGAUUAUGAUGAUGUGAUUGUGGGCGCAGUUGGUAAAACUGCUUGCAUGAAACUCAUGACGGGUGAAACUAAAUGGAUUAAUAAAAUGCCUGGAUUUGGAGCAGAAGAAGUGUCGGUCAUUACUACACCGAGUCGGUUUUUACGUCCUUUAGAAAUUACAAACAAUCCGAAUGCAUUACCUCCUAGCUAUGGGGAAGAAAGAGAAGCUUUGGGAGAACCCAUUGUGUUUGGAUGUUCACGAGGCAAAGUCAUGGCCAUGAACAGUCGGACAGGCGAAAAAUUAUGGGAGUACAAUUGUCCAGGAGGAUGGUAUAAUGUACCUGUAGCCCUUGUUGAGCCACCCAGUUUAGAAGCAGGCCGUCCUUACCAAUUGAUUUAUGUUGGUUCAGGAAAAUGGGUAUAUUGUUUACGUGCCACUACAGGCCAAGUGAUGUGGAGUGUGAAGGUGACAAACGCUAUAUUUACCUUGAACUACAUAGCAUUGGCUACACCAUGGAGUUCUCGAUUAGCAGCAGAAUCCCAUACUGCUUUUAGUCAGAAUCCAAUUGCUCAAGCAAGAGAUAAUGAGCGAAAAAAUGAAUAAAGUA
This is a messenger RNA of Gilbertella persicaria, 868 nucleotides long. RefSeq lists its product as uncharacterized. Lineage: Eukaryota; Fungi; Mucoromycota; Mucoromycetes; Mucorales; Choanephoraceae. Bases 55 to 864 code for a protein of 269 amino acids. The record is from RefSeq and is a predicted model, not a curated record. The transcript is spliced from 2 exons. Gene Ontology annotation, molecular function: protein binding.